Aspergillus affinis is the source of this 1032-nucleotide messenger RNA. RefSeq names its product acyl-CoA thioesterase. The transcript is spliced from 2 exons. The coding region runs from base 1 to 1032 and encodes 343 amino acids. The record is from RefSeq and is a predicted model, not a curated record. NCBI's taxonomy places the organism in Eukaryota, Fungi, Ascomycota, Eurotiomycetes, Eurotiales, Aspergillaceae.
AUGAUGGGCGUCCUACAAUCCCUUAGCGUGCAGGAGCUGCUAUCAAAUCUACCGCCGGUCCUAUCCUGGAAGACGCUGGCCCUGGUGCUAGCAGUGAUUAAUAUCAAGAACCUUCCCUUUGUAUGGCAUAUCCGCAUCCUCCACCACCUCGUCUCCAACAUCCGCUGGAAAUCCGACUACCCCCAUUUCCCCCGCGGCAACCCCAUCGCCAACCACAGCGGGCAACCCACGCACCCAGCCUUCGCAACCUACGGCAUCACCUCCCGCGCCCCGAUCCUCGAAACAGACUACAACUUCCACAAGUCCAACAGCACCUACUUCUCGGACCUCGAUAUCGCGCGCACCGCGCUCGCUACCCGCCUCUAUACCCCAGGAUCAACCAUCGUCAGCAAAGAGCUCGACGAGGAGCUCCUCGCCGCGAGUCAGCGGGAAGGGAAACCCGCUCCCACACGCAAGGCGAUCUACAUCGCGCUGGGGUCCGUGUUCUGUAGCUUCAAGCGCGAGAUCAAGCCCUUUGAGCGGUACGAGAUCGAGUCGCGGCUUGUCGCGUGGGAUCAGAAGUGGAUGUAUAUCCUGACGUUCUUUUUGCGGCCCGCGAAGACGAAGGGCGGGAAGCGGACGCUGCUUGCGUCUGCGUUGAGUAAGUACGUUAUUAAGAAGGGGCGGUUGACGGUUUCGCCCGAGCGGGUUAUGCGUGCGAGUGGUUUCUUGCCGCUCCGGCCGGAGGGUGUCGAGGUGUCUGCUGAGACGCCCGGGACGUCGUCUGGGGUGGGGACCCCGGCUGGGGAGGGUCUUGCGGCUAUGGCGUCGGGGGUGGAUGGGUCGUUGGUGCGCGAGGUGUUGAAGUUGGAGGAUGGUGUGUCGACGACGCCGCGCGAGACGCUGGAGGCGGAGCGGAAGACGAAUGUCGAGUCGUGGGAUGCGGAUGAGUGGCCGUGGGAGCGUAUUGAGCAGGAGAGAUUGCGCGGGUUGAAGCUGGUCGAGGGGUUUGCGAACACGGAUGCCUUGCUUCAUGAGGAGUAUGAACGGUAG